GUUAAACUUCUGGUAUCAACCGGAAAGUGUGACCUUCUUGCAACAACACGAGAGGGGGGUUGGACAGCUCUCCAUACUGCAGUUGACCUUGACGACGCGAACAUCACACGGAUACUUCUACCUACUUUCCCCAACAUAUACCUUCCACCUCAUCAAGUCCUGGCUGCAUUACGCCAACCGACAGAAUCAUCUUGUGCUGUCACAGCUCUGCACAUGGCUGUGCGUAGGAACAGCACCAGUUGUGCAGUGGUGCUUUUACAGACUGCCAAUGCCCUGGUCCAUGGACAUUCUGGUGGUUGGUCGACGUCGGAGGAUGAAGACGAUUCUGUCUUCGCUGAGAAGGUUCAACAACGUCGAGAAUUUCAUGGACAGGCAGAAGAUGGGUCAAGGAAGCUGAAUAAGCUGCAAGAUUCUAACGGAGACACACCUUUGCAUUGGGCUGUGAAAACUAACAAGUUAGACAAUAUUAAGUUAAUUCGAUUAAUUUGA
Molecule: messenger RNA, 489 nt
Organism: Rodentolepis nana
Lineage: Eukaryota; Metazoa; Platyhelminthes; Cestoda; Cyclophyllidea; Hymenolepididae
Source: the annotation of a GenBank genome assembly